This is a messenger RNA of Microthlaspi erraticum, 216 nucleotides long. NCBI's taxonomy places the organism in Eukaryota, Viridiplantae, Streptophyta, Magnoliopsida, Brassicales, Brassicaceae. The record is from the annotation of a GenBank genome assembly.
AUGAACAUUUGUUCUGUUUACCCGUCUUGUGUCUUGCAGCAAUACAACACUGAGCUGGUGGUUGGUAUGGUGAGACAGCAAUUUAAGAAACACAUGAAUGAGACAGACCCUGAGACGAUUCACAAGUUAAAGGAUGAUGCUGCUCGGGGACUUAUCAAUCACAUGUUGUUUGAGUCGGAGAAGCUAGUAGGACGCAAGGUUAGCCAGAGAUCCUGA